AUGACGAAGCAUGGAUACUGUCACAAUACAACAGCAAUCAACAACAAUCACAGCCAACAAAGCAAGCAAAGCUACGGCAACUGCAACAUAAGUGCACACAAGCUUCUGGUCAGCGGCAACAUGAACACGACGGCGAUGCUGAUGCAUCACCAGCAGCAGCAGCAGGCGGCAGCAGCGGCCGCCGCUGCAGCAGCACAACAGCAACAGCAACAGAAUGGCUGCCGCGACGGCAGCAACAGCUCGCGCGGAGCCGGAGACGAACGGCCAAAUGGACGCAGCUCACACACGGGCAAUGGACGCGGCUCCAGCUGCUCCCCGGCCAGCAGUCCCACGCGCCAUGGCAGCGCUGUCAGUCCGGUGAGCUCCCUGAACCAUUCGAUGAUGGCGCAAAUGGCCCAGCAACAACAGCAGCAGCAGCAACAGCAGCAGCAGCAGCAACAUCAUCAGCUCAGUCCGCCGCCGCAUGUCGCCGGAGCGCUGGGCACGGGCCUGGCGCCACGCAUGCCGCACGGCUUGCCGCCGCACUCGCUGGGUCUGCUCAACUCGCUGCAGAUGAUGCAUCACGCGUCGCCCUUGGAGCUGAUGGCCGCGGCGCAUCAUCAUGUGCCGCCACGUUCGUACAACUCGCCGCCGCCCAUCUCCACCUCGGAUCCCAGCGCCAAUGAGUGCAAGCUGGUCGAGUAUCGCGGCCAGAAGGUGGCCGCCUUUAUAAUCAGCAAUGAGACAAUGCUGUGCCUGCCGCAGGCUUUUGAGCUCUUUCUCAAGCACCUGGUCGGUGGCCUGCACACGGUCUACACUAAACUGAAGCGACUGGACAUUGUGCCGCUUGUGUGCAAUGUGGAGCAGGUGCGCAUAUUGCGUGGUCUGGGCGCCAUCCAGCCGGGCGUCAAUCGCUGCAAGCUGCUCAGCUGUAAGGACUUUGAUGUGCUCUACAGAGACUGCACUACUGCCAGAUGCCUAUCGAUCAAGCCGCCAGAGAGUUCCAGACCGGGUAGACCACCGAAACGUGGCCCUGUUGGCCUAUCGCUGCCGCCCACGCAUCUCACACAGCAUCCGCAGCUGAAGAAGCAUCGCCUGGACAACGGUGACUAUGCCUAUGAGAAUGGCCAUAUUAGUGAUAUAAAUCGUAUGGAAAAGUCGCCGCUGUUGGCCAACGGCUAUAAUCCUCCGCCCAUUAACCACAUGGCCUUUAUGCAAAUUAAUGCCCAUCAUCCUGGCGCGGCGGCACUCAUGUCGCCUGGCAUGCCUCCACAUGGUCUCCAUGCCCGUCCAGAGAGUCAAAUGCUGAAGGCGGCUGCACAAAAUGCUGGCAUGUCGGCUGCCAGUAUGGAUGCACUGGCCCGCUCGGGCAUCUGGGAGAACUGCCGUGCCGCCUACGAGGACAUUGUAAAGCACUUAGAGCGCUUGCGCGAAGAGCGCACGGAUGAGAGACAGCAGGCCAUAUGCGCCGGUGGAGUCGACCGAUGCGGGAGUAUUGUGAACGAGCGGGACUUGAAGCCCAGGGAUCUUAGCUCGCGCAAUUGCUCCCCCACACGCCAAAGUCCAGUUCUCAACUUGAGCAAGUCCGGCGGGAACACGGACCAUGGCGGCAGCAACUGCGACGCCGGCAGCGACCGCAGCGAUUGUCUCUCGGCAGCGCCAUCGCCGCGUGGGUCGCGCAGCCUAGACGAAGGCAGCCGUAGCGUUGGCGGCGGUCCCAUAAUUGGCGUCGAGGACGACGAGGAGGAAGAGAAUCUGAGCGAUGAGAACCAAUCCGAAGUCGAUGAACGCUGCUUGGCAAAAGACGACGAGGACUUGAGUGACACGGAGCGUGAUAAUCUAUCCACGGGUUCGGCGGCCGCUACCGCCGCCGCUGCCGCAGCUGCUGCUCAUUUGCAUCAACAUGCUGCAGUCGCCUCACACCAUCAUCCGGGGCAAGCGCAUCAUCUUGGCGUGGUCGGCCAGCAUGGAUCACCGACGGCCGAUGUAGCUGCCGCCGCAGCACUGCAGCAUCAGCGCGCCCUAAACUACUCCCAGCUAGCGGCUGCUGCUGCCGUGGCCAAUGGUGCGGCAGGCGCCGCCGCCGGAGCGGCAGCAGCUAAUGGGCCUUCACCCGGCGGGGGUGGGGCAUUGACGCCUAAUGAGGCGUUGUUGGCUUCCAAUGAUGGAACUGCGGCCGCUGCACUGGCUGGCGGGCUGGCUCUGGGUCCGCUCGGCCUCGAUGCUCAUGCCGUUGUGCCCGCAAGCUCCACGGAAACGUUGCUGAGGAACAUACAAAGUCUCCUAAAGGUGGCCGCAGACAAUGCCAGGCAGCAGGAACGGCAGAUUAGUUAUGAGAAAGCCGAGCUCAAGAUGGACGUACUACGCGAACGCGAGGUUAAAGAUUCCCUGGAACGUCAGCUUGUCGACGAGCGCAAGCUACGUGUGCUCUACCAGAAACGGUUCAGACGCGAGCGCAAGAUUCGUAUCCGGUAUCAACAACAGCUGGGCGAAGAGAGCAGCAAAGGCAACACAAGCUCGAAUGCCAACAACGUCACCUGCAGCGAGGCAGAGCUGUGCGCAGGCAGCGCCGCCGAUGGCAAAUGCAGCAAUAUUGGCAGCGAAGGUGCUGAGGCGCUAAAAGAUACGGACUGCGGCAGUCGUGGCGGCAGUGAUAAGUCUGAGAAGUCCUUAAGCUCCUCAUGUGACGUGACCAGUCAAACGGUCCAGGCGGCAUCCGCCACACAUUCGGAUCCCCCUACCCACUUUAAACGCGAGCCUCACUCCGAUCACGAAGGCUCCAUGGAGCGCCAGCAGUGCAGCAGCGCUGUCCGCGAUAAUGAACCGCGCUGCUCCAGUCGUGAUCGCGAGGACCAACCACCCAUUGCUGCUUCUGUUACCGCCGCUGCAGAGGGCAGCUUAGCAGCAGCCGCUGUCGCUGCAGCCACAGCUGCUACUGGCAACGGCAAGGCUACUUGGAGCUAUCCAGGCAUCGAUCUGAUGGCCACUGGCGCCUUCUGGCAAAAUUAUUCGGAAUCCCUCGCACAGGAGCUGGAAAUGGAGCGCAAGACACGUGCAGCGAAUGCUGAGCGCGAUGUGAAAAGUCCGUUGUCGGAGAGGCCGACGGCGUAUUACAAGAACUCGGUGCUCUUUGGGAGUGCCAACUAAGCUUCUAUGCGGUCAGCUGUUGCCAAAGGCGACAAGGAUAUUUGAUCUCAAAGUGCAAUCCAGGUGGCGGCAUUGAGAAGUGCGCGUCUUGUGAGCGCGGCCGGACCAAAAUGCAGAACUCCAACAUAUUAGAGCAAUCUUAUGUAUAUACAAAUAUAUAU
Messenger RNA from Drosophila novamexicana, 3287 nucleotides. RefSeq lists its product as uncharacterized. NCBI's taxonomy places the organism in Eukaryota, Metazoa, Arthropoda, Insecta, Diptera, Drosophilidae. The transcript is spliced from 12 exons. The coding region runs from base 1 to 3126 and encodes 1041 amino acids. The record is from RefSeq and is a predicted model, not a curated record.